This is a messenger RNA of Chelonia mydas (Green sea turtle), 1195 nucleotides long. RefSeq names its product guanine nucleotide-binding protein G(I)/G(S)/G(O) subunit gamma-11. The transcript has 3 exons. NCBI's taxonomy places the organism in Eukaryota, Metazoa, Chordata, Testudines, Cheloniidae. Gene Ontology annotation, biological process: G protein-coupled receptor signaling pathway. The record is from RefSeq and is a predicted model, not a curated record. Gene Ontology annotation, molecular function: G-protein beta-subunit binding. The coding region runs from base 644 to 865 and encodes 73 amino acids. Gene Ontology annotation, cellular component: heterotrimeric G-protein complex.
UUCCUCCACCAGCCUUGUCGUUCGGUACCACCAGGAAUUCGGCACACAAAAAGGCCGGACAUUUCCUCAGCAAAUCUGCUUCCUCUCAAAGGAUGUGUGUUCUAAAUGUGUCUGGCUUCUUCCUUGUGGAGAAAGUUUUCAGCACACACAUCCUCUUCCCCAGAACAGCCAGCCCUCCUCAUUCCGCGCCUUGUUCUCUGCAUUACACCGGUGUCGAACUCCGUGUUAAUAUCAGAUUAAAUACACUGGGAUUUAAACGGAUUAAUCAAUGUUACCCGAUUUCCCCCCAACCCCCUCUGUUACUGGCCGGCCAGGUUUACAUAAAAGAGUUGAUACCUAUUUAUACAGCAAAGGCGAGAACUGAAGGUUUGAAUGGAGGAAGGGGAGGGAAAAGUAAAUCGUUGUUUGUUGUGUGCAGUGCCUAGUGUAAACGUCCUCUCGGUCAGGGUGGAAGGGUGGGGGUCACACUGCUGGGUUUGAUCCGUUUAGGAAGCUUAUGCUGCUGAUUUAAACCCCAGGAGUCGCGGGUGUGAGUAGCUAGCUGGACUGGAGCACUCUGGGGAAGGUGCGUGAGGGAGUUUAUUGGAGAGGAAGUUGUUACUUCAGAGAAUCGGGUCAAUUUCGCCCGGGACAACACUAGAAAAUGCCGGCGAUCAAUAUAGAGGAUCUGAGCGAAAAGGAUAAACUGAAAAUGGAAGUUGAGCAGCUCCGGAAAGAAGUGAAGUUGGAAAGACAACCGGUGUCCAAAUGUUCUGAAGAUAUAAAGAACUACAUUGAAGAAAGAUCUGGAGAGGAUCCUUUGGUCCAGGGUAUUCCUGAAGAUAGGAAUCCUUUUAAAGAGAAAGGAGGCUGCGUCAUUGCAUGAAAGAAAAAUUUCCUACAUACAUUAUUGUACCUUUAGCGUAUAACUAGUUUGUCCUCAGUUCCAUGGGUCCUUGUUGAACGAGUACUGUCAAUGGAUUAAAAACAACAACAACCUUGAAUGAGACUCUUGUUUAUCUCUUUAUCAUUUUAUAUGAUCUAAUUAUAUCUCACUACUUGAUAAUAUUCUAAAUUGUAUUCUAAGUAUUGUUCCCCAGAGGAGACAGAUACUUGCUUAAUGUACUAAUGGGCAUUUGCGUGUAGUCUCUGUUUAGCGUGUUGUUUCUUGACUCUUGCGUUUACUAGCUCGUUUUAAUAAAAACUCUUGCUUCUA